AUGGAUUAUUAUUAUCCGUAUUAUGAAAAUGAAUUUUUGAAAUAUCAUGAUAAAAUAAUUUCUAAAAUUAAAGACAAAAUUAAAAAUAAUGAAUAUGUAAAGGGAAAAACUAAAUCACAACUUAAACAAUUGAAAGAUUUCAAAAAUAAAGUAUUAACAGAAGAAGAUAUUGAUGAAUUAUAUAAUUUAUAUAAUCCUGAGCCGCAAAAAUCAAGGGAACAAAAACAAAAGGUGCAAAACACCCAGGUCCUUCAGAUCAUAAAUGAAGCACAAGCUUUAAUUUAUGAUUCAUUAGUUAAACCAUGUUCAACCCAAGUUUUAAAUGAAGAUCAACUUUUGGAAUUCAUCCUUCAACAUAAACUCGAAGCGGGAAAGUAUAUCAAACCUUUAUAUACAGCAUAUUUAAAACAAAUGAAUAAAAUACAUCCGGAAUUAAUGAAGGGAGGAAUGAAAUCCAAAACUUCAUCAUCCAAAAUCAAAGCAGAUAAAAUUAAAUCACUUGCAAUACCAAAACCUCCUUCAGUUAAUCCUUCAUCAUUCACUUUAUUAUAUCCAUUUCAAACAUUAAAGAAGCAAAAAGAUUUUAAAAGGGAUUUCAAGAUAUUAAAUAAACCAACUGACCCAAAAAUUCAACCGUUAAAGGAAAAAUUUGGUCGCCCUUCAUUUGCACCAUAUCCAUAUUCAUACGAAAUCGAUCAUUUAGAAUAUUCAAAAGGAAAUGUUACUUAUUUAUUUGCCAUUAACAUUAACACCAGAUAUUUAUAUUGCAUUCCGGUGAAAGGGAAAACAGAACAGGAAACAAGAAGAGCUAUUCAAUACUUACUAGAUCAUGAAAGGGUAGAUAAUAUAAGGGGUGAUGGUGAUAAAGGAUUUCAGGCAGCUAUGGCUCAUUAUUUCCCACAAAUUAAUUUUUACUUUUCAUCCUCUCCAUAUACGUUUCAUAAUAAAAUAGUUGAUGCGGUAAUGAGAACUCUUAGAGAUGCGUUAGGGGUUAACGGUCAGAUAUACUGGGAUGGAAAUCAUGACUCCAUCAUACAGCAGUUAG
This is a messenger RNA of Trichomonas vaginalis G3, 1045 nucleotides long. RefSeq lists its product as uncharacterized. The transcript has a single exon. The record is from RefSeq and is a predicted model, not a curated record. The annotation marks the transcript as partial. NCBI's taxonomy places the organism in Eukaryota, Parabasalia, Trichomonadida, Trichomonadidae.